This is a messenger RNA of Leptinotarsa decemlineata (Colorado potato beetle), 800 nucleotides long. It is a transcript of the gene RpS4, whose product is annotated as Ribosomal protein S4. Gene Ontology annotation, biological process: translation. NCBI's taxonomy places the organism in Eukaryota, Metazoa, Arthropoda, Insecta, Coleoptera, Chrysomelidae. Gene Ontology annotation, cellular component: ribosome; cytosolic small ribosomal subunit. The record is from RefSeq and is a predicted model, not a curated record. Gene Ontology annotation, molecular function: RNA binding; structural constituent of ribosome.
GAAAAAAGGGAAGAAGAAGAAAUACCAACCUCCUGUUGGUAGGUCUCUUUUUAGUUUUAUUUGUUGGAAGUUUGGUGUCUCUCUUUUCUUUUUGAUUGUAAAGUUGAGUGCAAAAUGGCUCGAGGUCCGAAGAAGCACUUGAAGCGUUUGAAUGCCCCAAAAGCAUGGAUGUUGGAUAAAUUGGGAGGUGUUUUCGCACCUCGCCCAUCUACAGGACCUCACAAAUUGCGAGAGUCUUUGCCCUUGGUGAUCUUCCUACGUAACCGAUUGAAGUACGCUUUGACUAACAGCGAAGUUACUAAGAUUGUUAUGCAAAGGUUAAUCAAAGUAGAUGGAAAAGUAAGGACCGACUCCAAUUACCCUGCUGGGUUUAUGGAUGUUAUUACCAUUGAAAAAACUGGUGAAUUUUUCCGACUCAUCUAUGAUGUUAAAGGACGAUUUGCAGUGCAUCGUAUUACCGCUGAGGAAGCAAAGUACAAACUAUGCAAAGUCAGGAGGAUGCAAACUGGCCCCAAAGGAAUUCCCUUCAUAGUGACACACGACGGACGUACCAUCCGUUAUCCUGACCCAAACAUCAAGGUCAACGACACCAUCCAGUUGGAGAUUGCCUCUUGCAAAAUCCUCGAUUACAUAAAAUUCGAAUCUGGAAAUUUAUGUAUGAUAACUGGAGGAAGGAAUUUGGGUCGUGUUGGUACGGUCAUCAAUAGGGAACGUCAUCCAGGUUCCUUUGACAUUGUACAUGUCAAGGACGCCAAUGGACAUGUUUUCGCUACUAGGUAAGUUAGACACUGAACAGUGUC